AUGCCUUCUGAUGAAGCAAUAUUAGGCAUGGUUUUUGAUACCUUGGAAGGAGCUGAAUUGUUUUACAAUGCUUAUGCAAAACAAAUUGGUUUUAGCAUUCGCAAACGAGAUUCGCGACAGUCACGUAGUGGACAAAUGCUAAUGCAGAAAUGGGUGUGCUCAAAGGAGGGUUAUCGUCAAAAAAAAUGGAUAAACUAUGCUGCUCGUAUACGCAAGCCUCGACGAUUGACUAGGGGAGGUUGUGAAGCGAUGAUUCGUGUAAAUCUGGAUCGCGACACUGAAAAAUGGGUUGUCAAGUCACUUGUAUCGGCUCACAAUCAUAAGUUGGUGCCAUCCAAGUAUGUACAUCUUCUGCGUUCCCAUCGCGAAAUCAAAGAAGGUGAUGAAGCUUUGAUUGAGUCGUUGAGUACAGUUGGAGUAAGUACACGGCAUAUUACUGAGAUUUGCAAGGAACAACAUGGAGGCUAUCAGAAUAUGGGUUUCAUUCCGAAAGAUGUAGAGAAUAAAGUCCAAGCCAUUCGAAUGAACAAGAUUAAAGGUGGUGAUGCAAAUACUACCAUCGGAUACUUCGAGGGAAGGGUACAAGCAGAUUCAAGCUUUAGUUUCGACUAUACGUUGAAAGAGGGUAAUAAACUUGGUAAUAAGCUUUAG
This is a messenger RNA of Linum tenue, 651 nucleotides long. NCBI's taxonomy places the organism in Eukaryota, Viridiplantae, Streptophyta, Magnoliopsida, Malpighiales, Linaceae. The record is from the annotation of a GenBank genome assembly.